AUGGAGAUCAAGCCUAAACGACAGUCAACUUCACUAGAAAUUGAAAACGAGAUCGAAGAAACGACUUGCGGAGACACUAAAUUAUCCUUAAAAUGGCGGAAAUUCUUUCCAGAAUCGCGGAAAUUUAAUAAGGAAACUCUAAAGGAAUCAACCUUGCCACCACAUGAUCCAAAAAAUUGGCCCAAAGGAAAGAAAUCUUUAAUCCUUUGUAUUGUCUCCCUCGCUUCAAUGAUUUCUCCAAUGUCUAGCACGAUAUACUAUCCCGCCGUUAUAGCUAUACGCGAUUACUUUAAAACCACGGAAUUUAUCGUUAACGUGUCAAUAAGCGUAUUCAUUUUCUUUACGGGUACCGCACCGCUUUUCGUUGGAUCCUUCUCAGACACUUAUGGGAACAGACGUCACGUUUAUUUGGUUGUUAUAUUGCUUUUCACGAUUCCAAGCGUUAUAUGCGCACUAGUAAAGAACAUUUGGGUAUUAAUUACGAUGAGAGCCAUACAAGCAUGUGGUUCGUCCGCAACUCAAUGUCUCGGCGCAGGAGUUAUAAGUGAUAUUUACAUUCCAACGGAGAGAGGAUGGGCGUAUGGAAUCUUGUAUCUUGGAUUUUAUAUUGGAGAUUUAGGAGGUCCGAUAAUUGGUGGACUUCUCACAGAACGUCUAGGAUUUACGUGGAUAUUUUGGUUUCAAGCAAUCAUUGGAUGUAUUCUUCUACCGUUGAUAUUAUUUUUUCUUCCUGAAACAUAUCGUCAUGACCACGCUACUCCCCAACCAACUGCACCUUCUCAACCUAUAAGACGAAAUGUUAAAAAAUUCAAUAUAUUAACGCCUAUAAAGCUUUUAGUUUUACCGAACGUAUCAUUAAAAAUCAUUUAUAUGAGUACAAUCUGGGCAUUCAUGUACGUACAAAACGUCAUUAUACCAAUAAUAUUCUACGAGUCAUAUCAUUUAUCAUAUUCAUUUAUUGGAUUGACGUUUCUUGCACCAGGUAUAGGUUAUUUAAUUGGUAGCGUCAUAGGUGGACGUUAUUCCGAUUAUGUGUUGACAAAGUACGAAGUAGGCCAUGAUGGGUACAGUUACCCGGAAGUUAGAUUGAAUAGCAUUUGGUUUGGAUGCGUUUUAAUACCCAUUUCAUUUGGUGGUUUUGGAUGGUCGCUCGAGUAUAAAGCUCAUUUGAUCUUUCCUAUCAUUUCCAUGUUUUUAGGUGGAUUUGGAUCAUUAUUUGUUUCGAAUUCGACGGUAACUUAUUUAGUCGAUUCAUAUCCUGAAUUAAGUGCUUCGGCUAUCGCACUAAAUGAUUUUGUUCCUUGUAUAAUGGCUACUAUUUAUAUUACAAUUACCGUUCCAUUGCAAAAUGCCAUUGGUGUUG
This is a messenger RNA of Funneliformis mosseae, 1363 nucleotides long. The record is from the annotation of a GenBank genome assembly. NCBI's taxonomy places the organism in Eukaryota, Fungi, Glomeromycota, Glomeromycetes, Glomerales, Glomeraceae.